Molecule: messenger RNA, 628 nt
Organism: Saccostrea cuccullata (small rock oyster)
Lineage: Eukaryota; Metazoa; Mollusca; Bivalvia; Ostreida; Ostreidae
Exons: 6
Coding region: 1-531 (176 amino acids)
Source: RefSeq, a predicted model, not a curated record
AUGAGGCAAAGCAUCCGAGAUAUCUACCAUCAGGAGAUGAUGUCCUUUAAGGAGGGACUUGAUCAGGAACAUCAACAACAACUGGAGAGGAUCUUACAGGGGGUGGGGGAGAUGAUCAGCCAGAAACUAACAGACCAACAGGCAAAGUACCAGGAAGAGUUUAACCUACAGUUACAGGCCAUGAGACUGACCUUGGAACAGAUCUGUCAAGGUCAGAUGGAGGUCAUGACUUCAGAACAAGAACAACGCCACCUAGGGGCUCUGCAUGAACUACGCGAUUCACUGAACAAGGAGCACUCUGAGGAGAUAAGCAGAAUCGAGGCAGAAUGGUCAAGUCGGAUGUCUGAACUGGAGCGCGAGCAUGAGGAUGAACUCAAUGAUUCCCUAAUGGAGGACUCCCUAAUUGUCCAGACUAUUGAAAUAGAUAUUCCCACGGUUUCUGAGAUGGCCAAGUCUAACCUUCUUCAUAAACUCAACAAAAAACUGAGUGAGGAGCAUAAACAGUUACUGAAGCUGUUUGUAUUCUGCUGAAUGGUCUUUGUCUGAGAGAUACUUGGUAUGAGAAUAGAGCAGCUUGGAGGUUCCCUGUCACAUGAUGACAGAUCCCCAGAAUCUGACACGAUAUGUC